CCUCUCUGGGGCUCAUGGUGUGCUUGCCCAGCUGGCCACACUCCAGCCUUCCUGGGAAGGUGUCUGCUCUCCCCACCUGCCCCCACUGGCUGUGGGACUUGCUCACCUGCACCACAGUCAUGGUUCAGAUGUUCCCUGAGCCCUGGGAACAUCCAGGUGGGCCCAGGCCAGGACUUCAUGGCCAUGUGGAAAAACUCUAGUCCCAAUAGAUCUGAAAAAUGUCUGAGCAUAGGAUGACCUCCCACCCCAGGAACUGGUGCCCAUCCCAGCAUGUCCAGCCCCACUGCUAACCCAGCUGUGUGCACACAACCAGCCUCCUGUGCCCUCCAUCACAGCCCUGUGGUGCUCUUCUGCUCUAGUUCCACAGGCUGCAGUCAGAACUAACACAACCCACGACAGCAAAAGCUCAAGCUCCCCAGGUGUCUUUUGACAGUACCUUCCCACAUCCCUCUUUGUGUGUGUGCCAGGCUUGGCCCGUCACUGCUGCCCAGAUAUGUCACAAGGCCAGAGGGGUACCUUGCCAGCUAUGAGCCACAUGGCUCCCUGGCUGCUAUAAAGCUUGUGGUGCCCAGGGGUUUAGUCUAUCUCCUUUCAGGAUGGCAUUCCCGUGGCUAGUUGCCUGCCUGGCCCUAGCCAGUGCCGUCUCAGGCUGUGGGGUGCCCACCAUCAGCCCCUCGGUGGCCUACAGUGAGAGGAUUGUCAAUGGGCAGAACGCUGUGCCCGGCUCAUGGCCCUGGCAGGUGUCCCUGCAGACCACCACAGGAUCCCACUUCUGCGGCGGCUCCUUGAUCAACCAGUACUGGGUCGUCACAGCUGCCCACUGCAACUUCAACCCGCGUGCCCACGUUGUUGUCCUGGGGGAAUACAGCCUUGCUGCCAACGGCGAGCCCGUUCAAGUGAAGACCGUGUCCAGGGCGAUCACCAACCCCGGCUGGAACCCCAACACCAUGAACAAUGACAUCACCCUGCUGAGGCUGUCCACGCCCGCCCAGCUGGGAUCCCGUGUAUCCACCAUCUGCCUGGCCCCUGCCAACCUGGUUCUGCCCUCCAACGCCUGGGCUGUCACCACAGGCUGGGGACGCACCAACCCCAACUCCCAAGCCUUGGCAGCAGUCCUGCAGCAGGUGACCGUGCCCCUGAUCCCCCAGAGCCAGUGCAUGCAGUACUGGGGCAGUCGCAUCACCAGCACCAUGAUCUGUGCUGGUGGGGCUGGUGCCACCUCCUGCCAGGGUGACUCUGGUGGACCUCUGGUGUACCAGACUGGGAAUGGCUGGACCUUGAUUGGCAUUGUCUCCUGGGGAACCUCCAACUGCAACAUCAACACACCGGCCAUGUACACUCGAGUCAGCCAGUUCCGUAACUGGAUCGACGCUGUUGUUGCUCAGGGGUAAAGCUGCUGCCAGCGUGAUCCCUUCACUGGGAUUAAUAAAGUAUCAGCUUUUUCU
Molecule: messenger RNA, 1445 nt
Organism: Serinus canaria (Common canary)
Lineage: Eukaryota; Metazoa; Chordata; Aves; Passeriformes; Fringillidae
Gene: CTRL
Product: chymotrypsin like
Exons: 7
Coding region: 597-1391 (264 amino acids)
Biological process (GO): proteolysis
Molecular function (GO): serine-type endopeptidase activity
Source: RefSeq, a predicted model, not a curated record